UUCGCCCACAGCUGAGGUUUCUCAUGUGCAUCAGAGGGGCAGACAGCAAAGGCGGCUGAAGUCCUGAAAGUGCCAUCAGGAUGAAAGGCUACAUUUUUCUAAUGAUGCAUCUGGCAGUUUCAUCUGCCAUUUCUUUACAGCCGGCUGAACCAGAGGUCGUGGAUUUUGGUGAAGACAAGGACAUCGCUGACAUUAAUAAGGAUUCAAUGAAAGACGACAUCCUGGAGCUAAGCACACAAAGGAGUGCUACCACCAGGAACAUACUGUGGACUUCCCCAGUGCCCUACGACUUGGACAAAGGCCUGGGCAUCAACGCUAAAGGGGUCGUCCUGAAAGCCUUCGAGCAGUUCAGGCUGAAGACGUGCAUCGAUUUCAAGCCAAAGGACUCAGAGGAAUAUUACAUCUCUGUUCAAAAGUUAGGCGGAUGUUUCUCAUACAUCGGUAGAGUCCUGACCGACGGGCAGACGCUUUCCAUCGGGCAAUACUGUGAUGAGAUAUCUACUGUUGAACACGAGUUUCUCCACGCUCUGGGAUUCUACCACGAACAGUCCAGAUACGAUCGAGACGAUCACGUGAGAAUCAUAACAGAGAACAUCUUGGAAGGUUUUGAAGGAAACUUUGAAAAAGUCAGCAGUGAACAAAGCACCACGCAGGGAGUCGACUACGACUAUUCGUCUGUGAUGCACUACGGAAAGAAUGCAUUCACCAACGGCAAUGGAUCCACGAUCGUCACCCUGGACCCAGAGUUCCAGGAUGUGAUCGGGCAGAGGCUCGAAAUGAGCCCAUCUGACGUUCUUGAGUUGAACCUCCUCUACGAAUGCAACUCAACCGUUGCCUUAAACAUGUUCUGUGGCUUUUCUGGGACCAUGUGUGAAAUGAGCCGCUGUUCUCGCGGUGGGAUCGGCUGGGAAAUGGUAACAAAAGCGAGAGGUGGUCCCAGCUCCGACCACACCCUUCUACCUGGCGGAAGUGGCGAUCUCGGUGAGGGGGAGAGUCACUUCAUGCAUGUCAGCACAGAGUCGGGCGAGGACGGCGACUCAGCCUUGCUGGAGACAGAAAGGAUGAGUCCUAAAAGGGACUGCAACGUCCAGUGUCUCCAGUUUUACUACUACCACAGCGGGAACGAGUCGGAUAGUCUCAGCAUCUGGAUGAGAGAGUUUGAAGAUGAGGAGGACGCUGUAGGAACCGCUAAAAUGAUGGCACAGAUCACCGGUUCAACAACGUCUCAGUGGAAGCUCCACCAUGUGCCUCUGACUGCAUCCAAGCACUUCCAGGUGGAGUUUCAGGUCCUCAAAGGAGCAGGAAGUUCUGCAGGCGGCUUCUCAAUCGACGACAUCAACCUGUCCGAGGUCCAGCGUCCGCACGUAACCAUGCAGGUUGAUAACUUUGAAGAGGUGCUGCAAACGAGCGCAUACGGAACCACUGUCUACAGUCCGCGGCAGUACUCCGCAGGGGGCUACGCUUACCGGACCGCCGUGCGGUUCUUCCGGUCAUUUGUCGGACUGUAUGUGCAACUCCUAUCUGGGGACAACGACGACACGCUGGAGUGGCCGUGUCCGUACAGACAGGCCACGUUCAAAAUGCUGGAUCAGAACCCAGAUAUCCAGAUGCAGAUGUCGAAACAGCGGAGCAUCACCAGUGAUCCCGAAGCAACCAGCGCCAGCGGCCUCUAUAUUUGGGACAAUCCUCGUAAGAACGGAACCAAAAUUCUAGAUGAGAACAACGAGGAGGCGUACGCUGGGCCUUUGAUUGGCCUAAACUAUUUUUCUUCUUUGGAGCAAGUGCAAUUCAGAGAGUUCCUCAAAGGAAAAACGGCCAUUUUCACUUUCAGCUUCGAAGAUCUCAAUCCUCUUUUUGAAGAUAACGUACUGCCUUGUCCUGCCGGGAACACUGCGGCGAAUAAACAUCCUGUUAAAGUCCUGAAUGAAGGGCCAUGCUCCAGGAUCCUGCAAACGACCACGAUGCCACCUUCAGAAACAACACAUAUGAGAACUACAACUCCCAUCCUUCCACCUCCACAAACCACAGAAGAUAGAAGUAUUUUUGGCUUCUGUCCUGGGCUGGUGGCCUCUCCUGUCCUCGCCCUCCUGCUGGCCCUGAUGCUGCUGCUGCUGCCUUGAUGCGUGUUUCUCUCAUCUCACCUCAUUUCAUGGACACCUGAUUACAAAUCUGCAGAAAUGUCUGCAAACUGCUUUCUCACCAGGCUGCCGCAACUCUUGACUCAGUCGCUUUGGAAUCAUAAUGAAUCAGUACUUUAUCGGCGUUGCACCGAUCCUGUAAGGAUGUCUCAGGAAAUGCAUGAAAUUGGGUCUAAAUUUAUCUGGAGUUUUCGUGCAGGUCACACAACAAGAUUCACAUUCGACGGGUAAAAUUAGUCGAGAGAGACGAUAGAGAAGUCCCUCCACAAAAAGCUAUUAAUGUGUCGUCAAACAAAGUGGAAUCAAUCAGAGAGAAAGCUGCAGGACGAGGACGCCAUCCUGAUAAGCUGAAUUUCCAUUGUUCUUUUUUUUUUUGCACUUUCCCAUCCACAGAAACUCAAUAGAGACGAGUUUGAAGCACUAAGAUUAUUUAACUAUUUUACAAAAAGCUGAGCGAGUUUUUUUUUUUUGACUCAAGUAAAUUGCAAACCUCUGCAGACUAAUUUUGAGUCGUUGCCUUGUAAUCACAAUUUACAGACUGUUAUCUUUUGGUGGUGGGGCUAUCACUUGUUUGCAAAGCAGAAUUCGUUUCUAUUUUUUAAGCAACCAAUAAAAGCAAUUUGCACUUUUGCACUGCA
Molecule: messenger RNA, 2776 nt
Organism: Salarias fasciatus (jewelled blenny)
Lineage: Eukaryota; Metazoa; Chordata; Actinopteri; Blenniiformes; Blenniidae
Product: meprin A subunit beta-like
Exons: 17
Coding region: 81-2120 (679 amino acids)
Biological process (GO): proteolysis
Cellular component (GO): membrane
Molecular function (GO): protein binding; zinc ion binding; metalloendopeptidase activity
Source: RefSeq, a predicted model, not a curated record